Pyricularia oryzae 70-15 is the source of this 1174-nucleotide messenger RNA. RefSeq lists its product as uncharacterized. Bases 1 to 810 code for a protein of 269 amino acids. The record is from RefSeq and is a predicted model, not a curated record. Lineage: Eukaryota; Fungi; Ascomycota; Sordariomycetes; Magnaporthales; Pyriculariaceae. The transcript is spliced from 3 exons.
AUGGCUGGCACGCAGGCCAUCACGCCAGUUUCUCAAGUUCAAUGUGCCUGCCGACUGCCGGAUGCGCGAUACCCUUCAGGACUAUACCGAAAAAAAGUCACAGUUCCGGCGCGGACUGUCGAUGAAGACGAUCUUAGACUCGGCGCGCUGCGGGCUGGGAUCAACGCCGUCGCCAAUAUGUGCAAUGAAACUGAAACAGCAUUACUGUCUCAGUUCCUUUGUGAAUGGACUGUCCCGGCCGACAUCGUUGAUCUUGCUGCUGCCCUGCCUGGCGUUUCCGCAAUGAUUGACAGCGAGUCAAAGAAGCUGACGGGUUUGAGAAACUUGUCCGUUACCACAAGACUCUCGACACAGACCAACGCAGGAGUCUCGACUUCUGCAACAGCCAAGUACAAGCUUCCAGAAGAAAGAGAAAAGCCCAAACGAGACACGUCUUUCAAACACACUGGCAUAUCCGAGGGCAACAACCCCAGCAGCUUUGUCGAAGGUCAAAACCCGGCGAGAAUAAACAAGGCGACGACCUUGCUAUCUGGUGUAACAAGGAGUAUUUCUGCAGAAACAGGCAAAGAGCUCAGGGUUGUUCGUCUCAACACUUUGAAUCGCGAGAAGAAUGUCAUAGAAUGCGGUUUACGGAUCCUCGCAAGCCACUGGAAGCAGAGUCCCCCAUCCGUCAUAAGCAAAGAGUCGUUUGUCAAAAAAGUUGAGGAUAGAGGCAUGAAGGAGGAUAUGGAGUAUGAUAUGGAGCAGGGCGUAUUGAGGACGCAGCCCGCUCCUGGCGGCUCAGUUUAUGUGAUUUUCUCUUCUCGCUGAGGAGGUAAGUGACGGUCCUCCUACCAUCACGGUCGACUUCAGUACGGGCGGGGAUAUUCAUCAGAAGGAUAAAGGAGUUGUUUGUCGCUUUCCAUUCGUUCUCCUUAUCCCCCAACCAACUGUCCUUCUCGUUGAACAUUUGUUUGACUCCCUCAGUCUCGAUGGUGACAUGGUGAUAUCUAGCUAAAGCUUUGGCCACACUUUCUACGCUUGUAAUGUCUAGGAUCUCAUCCCAACGAGGCAUAGCCCAGAGGUAGAAAUGCAGAGUAAGGAGGAGCCCUGAAAGCUAUUGUCGUUGAAAUGAUAUUGACAAGGUCGGUGACUGCAAUCCUAAUCGAAUAAUGGAAAAAUAAAGUCCAAGGAG